Molecule: messenger RNA, 471 nt
Organism: Phaedon cochleariae (mustard beetle)
Lineage: Eukaryota; Metazoa; Arthropoda; Insecta; Coleoptera; Chrysomelidae
Source: the annotation of a GenBank genome assembly
AUGAACGCCAUGAACGCCGCGGCCGAGUUCAAGACCGGCUUCGGCACGCAGUUCAACGGCCUCAUGCCCACCAUCGCCGACGACAGCUUCUACUCCUACUCCACCUACAACAACUGGGCUGCCAAGGUGCCCAGCCCGUUGGGCGCCAAGCCCUUCUGGCCCGUGGUGCCCACCAACCACCACCAGAGCCCCGUCAACUGCUUCAACGCGGCCACGUCGACCUCGAUGGGCGGAGCGGUGGGUUCGAUGCUGCCGGGCGGCAUGGGCGGCGUGAUGACCAGUUCUGCGGGGACGAGCGCUGAACCAUGCACCGCCAUGUCUACCAGCAUAGCCUCGCUUCGGCUCAAGGCCAAGCAGCACACGGGCUUCGUGGGCUACUCCAGCGUCAGCCCAGUGCGGUCCUCCUCGGCCGGGCUGUCGGCCUGCCAGUACGCAGGCGGCGGCUUAGGGGUGGGAGAAAGGCCGGGCUGA